CAAGGGUUCAGGACACAGGAAGGCAGCUGUCAGACGGGACCAGAUCAGAUGAGAGAGACAGGCCGAAUUACAGUAAAACACUGAACACUGAGUCUAAAGCAGACAAAUUCUGCAGCAGUGUUGUUGUCUAGCUUUUAAAAACCUGUGUUGCUGUUGUGAAGCAUUCAGAGAUUACUGCUGUCCUUCAGCUGUUUUUCUCUCUCUUAAUGACCCACCCGAUCCUAGGUUUCUCCCUCUCUCCCUCUCUCUCCCUCUCUCUGAAUGUGGGAUUAAGAUGGAUUACACUCUCUCCCUCCAUGAUUGGAUUACAGACUCAAUAUCAGAUGGCACAAGAACGCAUGAUCACAAAAAUCAAAGAGCACACCAAAUGCCUGGACUCAUCAUCCUGUUCUCUUUAUAUCCUCUCAGAAAAAGAAAGAUGCGGCGCUCUGGAGCUCCCAGCAAGCUCUUGGGUAAUGCAGUGAAAAAGCCUCGAUUUGUGCCACCUGGUGCAUGUACUUCACUUUCUGUGGCUCAAUCCAAGCCUUUGACCCCCAAACUUGGUUCAGGCAAUGCACUGGAUAAAAUCCAGAGAAACCUUGCAACACCAGGUGCAAGUAAGACAGAGUUUAACGUCCAGCCUGAAGCUGCCCCAGCCUUGUCAAAGGUUCUGGCUCGUGUUCUCAGUGCAACUGAGAGUAAGGAAAAUGAGGCUGAGACAAAGCAUCAGAACCCUGGAUUAGGAGCCUCUGCUGAAGACUAUAAAACAGCAGGAGUGAAUGAUGGCCCUCCUGGGUCUCCCCAAACCCCUCAGCCUCCUGCAGGCUCAGACUCCGGCUCCAGUCAGGAUGGGGCGCGUUACUUCAGUGUGGUGUGGUGUAAGGCCAGCAAGAAGAAACAUAAGCGCUGGGAGGGAGACGCAGUGCUGGUGACAAGAGGACGCACAGUCACUCUUAAAGAUAUGGAGGGGAAGGAUAUUGGAAAGGGUAGUGGCUACAAGGUGUCGGAGCUGGCCUCGCUUUCUGAGGGAGAGACUCUCACGAUUGGUGGGAAAGAGGUGGAGGUGAUGGGAGUCAUUUCUGCUGAGGACUUUGCCAAGGGGCGCUGUUUUCAGGAGGUCCAAACAGAGCGAGUGGAGUUAAACACAAAGUCUGCUCCACCACCCUCCUGCCGCUUGGCAUUCAAACCUUUUUGCCCUCCAACAAUGGUGGGCGGAGCGGGCCACAGAGAAACAAAACCAGAGGAGGAACAAACCCGCAGACCUCGCCAUGACCCCCUCGCUCCAGGUGCACUGGUGAUGCCUCGCCCUUCCGCCAACCACCAGUGGUUAAAUAACAAGUCAGGGCUUCCUAUGGUCGAUGUUGUGCUUGACCCACACCUAACCACACACCUGCGACCGCACCAGAGGGAUGGCCUGCUCUUCCUUUACGAGUGUGUCAUGGGCAUGAGAGCUGCAGGUUGCUACGGUGCGAUCCUGGCCGACGAAAUGGGUCUGGGAAAGACUCUCCAGAGUGUGGCGCUGUCUUGGACGUUGCUGAAGCAGGGACCUUAUGGUGGGAGGCCAGUUGCUAAGCGUGUGCUUGUGGUUACACCUGGCAGCCUGGUACAGAACUGGGCCGCAGAAUUCAACAAGUGGCUGGGCCGUGAGAGGAUCAGCGUUUUCACUGUGGAUCAGGACCACAGGAUAGAGCAAUUCGUUUUGUCCCCACUGCACACCGUUCUUGUGAUAAGCUACGAAAUGCUGCUGCGCUGCCUGGAGCAGGUCCAGAAAGUUGAUUUUGGUCUUAUAAUCUGUGAUGAGGGUCACAGAUUAAAGAAUAGCAACAUCAAAACAUCAUCAGCCCUCAGCAGCCUCGAGUGUAAUCGCAGAGUCAUACUUACAGGCACUCCAGUUCAAAACGACCUGCAGGAGUUCUACGCCAUCAUUGAGUUUGUGAACCCUGGGAUUCUGGGCUCAUCGACUGCUUAUAGAAAAGUAUACGAGGAACCAAUCCUGCGCUCCAGACAGCCCUCAUGCACAGAGGAGGAGAGAGUUUUGGGAGAGGAGCGAGCGGCCGAGCUCUCUCGUCUGACUGGCAUGUUCAUCUUGAGGCGGACGCAGGAAAUCAUCAACCGCUACCUGCCUCCUCGCCUCGACUGGACGUUGUUUUGCGAGCCGUCCCCUCUGCAACGAGAGCUGUACAAGCACCUCCUCUGCCACAGAGUCUUCAGGGCCUGCCUUCAGGGCUCCACUCAAACCCACACACAUCUGGCUUGCAUCACCGCACUGAAAAAGCUCUGUAAUCACCCCGGACUGCUCCACGUCACUGUUAAGGAGAGGACAGAUGCUGGCUCUGUGGAGAGUUCAUUAUAUGAGGGGCUGGCAGAUCUCUUCCCAGAAUCCUAUUCUUCAGGAGGAUUCACCAUGGCUGACUCUGGAAAACUGCUGGUUCUUACAGACCUGCUUGCCGCCAUUAGACAGCUGAGCUCUUCAGACAGGGUGGUCGUAGUGUCAAACUACACUCAGACGCUAGACUUGCUCCAGGACCUGUGUGUACACAUGGGCUACACCUUCUGUCGGCUGGACGGACAUACCCCCACAAACCAGAGGCAGCGACUGGUCGACAGUUUCAACAGUCCCUAUUCUCAGAACUUCCUGUUUCUGCUGAGCUCUAAAGCAGGUGGGGUUGGGCUUAAUCUCAUUGGCGCUUCCCACCUGGUGCUAUAUGACAUCGACUGGAACCCUGCCAAUGACAUUCAGGCCAUGGCUCGGGUGUGGAGAGAUGGACAGAAGAAGACUGUGCACAUCUACCGUCUUCUCACUGCAGGCACCAUUGAGGAGCGUAUAUUUCAGCGACAGGUGUCCAAACAGGGACUCUCUGGAACCGUGGUUGACAUGGGGAAAGGGGCAGAGCACACGAGUUUCUCCACCAGUGACCUGCGAGAUCUUUUCAGCCUGACGGAGACGCCCUGCCUGACUCAUGACCUGCUGAACUGUGGCUGCGGCAUGGAUGGCACACUCAGCGCUAUCACAGAUGAGGAGGAGCUGGUUUCCGAACGGCCCUGCCAGCUCGGUCGCCAAGGUGACCGUAAGGGGGCGACACAGAAGCAUCUCAGCAUGUCCGAACUCAUGCAGUGGAGACAUUUCUCCGGUGACACACACUCCUUCUCCGACCCCUACCUCGAUCACGCGCGAAACAACAUCACUUUCGCCUUCCAGACCACCAUCUCUCACGCAACCCAGUAAACAACCAACUCGCGUGACGCACACUCGCAUAGCUUUCUGCACAAACCUCUUCAGGUCCUCUGGACUUUGUCAGCCUCGAUUUGACGUAUGAAUAACGCUCCACCACUGCUGCACGUUACGCUAUUUCCAGUAGUUUUAAAACCGCUUUGCUCCUGCGAUUCUGUAUUGCCCUAAAAUUUUCACCUUUUGUUUAUUUAUGCAAAAUAACUCACUGUAAAAUUCUAUAAAAUAAGCAUAAAUGAUUAAGAAAUGUUUAACAUUUGUCAGUGUUUGAAAAGUUCUUGCUGGUGAAAGAGGCGCAUAUAAAAUACAGAUUUAUAUCAUGGGUACAGCCAUUCAACAGACAUUUCUAUCCAAAGGAAUAUUUAUUAUUGGUAGGAUUUAUGUUUCUGUGGCGUGCCCAGUGAAUGGAGAGAAUGUGUUUACAUUCAAAAGAAUUUGUUUACAGCAGUUUGCUUAGUGAGAAUGAGCCCCACCCCCCACCACCCCCCACCCAUCCCAAUGGGAUGGGUGGGGGGUGGGGGUCUCUGGCCUCCACUGUCGUUGCAUCCACCUUCGUGCUUUAAUGUCAGAAUUUGUUAUGCAAUGACCACACACGUUACUGUGGAGCGAGCAAAUCUGCUGGGCUGUCGAUGUGGGCCAUACUGCAGUCUGUUCAGUCUAUUAUUUUGGAUGACACUGGUCUGUUCAUGCUCUUCAACACAAAGCUGCCGCGUGGGAGUUACAGCAUGUAGUGUCUGCAUGUGUGUGUGUGCGUGUGCAUGUGCAUGUGAGUGUGCACACCCAGAAUUCACAUAUGAUUUGAGUCUCGGUCUGUCAGAUUGACUGUGCUCCAGUAUACAAUGCAUUUCCAUGCAGUGCAAUUAUCAUUUAUUCGAGGAUCACCACUGUGUGUGAUUGUUAAGCAACUUCGUUGUAUAAUAAAUGGGUCUCUGGGAUGAUAACUUUUUUGUAUGCAUAUGACAGUUGGACGAUUACGCACACACCUGCUGUUAUUCUGUGGACACAAUGGGAAUUGAAACACAACACUUCCUGUGCCAGGAUUCGGCCUCAUAUGAACAUUGCAUGUUGUGCAAUAUAUUAAAUAUGUCAUUUUGCUAUCAAAUGUAGGCCCUCUGGAAGCUCAUCAGUUUAGGAUGUAGAAAUCACAAAGAGAAGUGCAAGUAUAUGAAAGAAAACAGCAAAAUGAACCUGCCUGCCUAAGUAAAUGUGUGGAUGCUAAUUGAGAUGUGCAGGUACUUGAUAACUGACUAGUGUUGGGAAUACAAUUUAUAGAUAAUUGGCUUCUACAUACAGAGCCAAGAUGUACACAGAUAUGUGGUAUUAUACAUUAUUGUUUUAGUAUACUAGUGCUCCUCAGAAACUUCCAUAUAUUUUAUUUUCAAUAAACGUGAGCUGAAAUAUUUCCAUGUUAAUAUAGCCAGUUUUGAACGCCAGGGAUCGGAGCGCCAGGACUUUCACCUGUGACCGCCAUCUGAUCUACUAAGCACUGAACCCACAUCACUUUUUUGGGCUAAGGCCUAGCCACCAGGCCCUCGCGACACGGGGCAGUCGCUGGAGAGAUUAUCUCAUCUGGCUGGCUUGGAAACAUCUUGUUGUCCUCCUGGAGGAGGUGGCAUAUUGGAUGUUGUCAGAACCUU
Molecule: messenger RNA, 4845 nt
Organism: Neolamprologus brichardi
Lineage: Eukaryota; Metazoa; Chordata; Actinopteri; Cichliformes; Cichlidae
Gene: rad54b
Product: RAD54 homolog B
Biological process (GO): reciprocal meiotic recombination; double-strand break repair via homologous recombination
Cellular component (GO): nucleus
Molecular function (GO): DNA translocase activity; ATP binding
Source: RefSeq, a predicted model, not a curated record